GCUUUUACAGUAACAUAAACGAUGACCAUGCCUUAUUUAUAAUACUUAAAUGGUUGAAGUUUACUCAGACAUAACUAAAGUAGCGCUCCGCCAGUCAACAUGAUUUCCAUUCACGCAUUGAUAAUUUUUUUUAAAUUCAUUGCUUACUUGUUUACUUUAACCGUGUUUUUAAUUGUAACGUUAAAACUCUGGUUGGAACCGAAAGCGGGAGUGUGUAGAUGUAAGACGAAACUGCACGGCAAAACAGCUCUAGUGACCGGCGGCAAUUCCGGUAUAGGAUUGGAAACAGCAAGAGACUUAGCUGGAAGAGGUGCAAGAGUGAUUAUCGCUUGCAGGAACGAAGAGAAAUCAAAACAAGCCGUAGCAGAUAUAAUCGCCACAACUGGGAAUAAUAAUGUCGAGUACAGACAUCUGAAUCUUUGCAAGUUUAGUAGUGUCAGAGAAUUUGCUGAUGAUUUCAAUAAGACUGAGGACCGUUUGGAUUUCUUGGUUAAUAAUGCGGGUUGCGCCGGUCUUCCAUUGAAAAUUUCCGACGAUGGUUUUGACUUAGUAUUGCAAACGAAUCACUUUGGACCAUUUCUUCUAACUAAUUUAUUAAUGGACAAAUUAAUAGCAUCAAAGCCAAGUCGCAUCGUUAUUGUUUCAUCGUUUUUGCAUAAUUUUGGACGAUUGGACAUUAACGAUCUAGGUGAGGUGAACAUGAAAGGAAGAUAUUUUAACAAAUAUUCGAAUAGCAAAUUAUGUAACCUCCUUUGGACGAAAGCGCUCGCGAAAAGACUACCGAAUGAGGUAACUGUUAACGCUUUGCAUCCAGGAUUUGUAAGGACGGAUAUAUUUAAAAGACUACAUCCUUUUGUACAAAAGUUUAUACGUUUUAUAACGACUUUGAUGUUCAAGGAUUCUAAAGAAGGAGCUCAGACAAGUAUACAUCUAUGUGUUUGUCCAGAACUUAGUGAGAUCAGUGGUGAAUAUUUUAAGGACUGUAAAAUACAUUCGUACCACAAGCUGUGUAAAGACGAUGUGUUUGUUGAUAAGUUUUGGGAAAAGUGUGUAUCACUUACUGCUAAAAAGUAAUCCGUCACAAUUUGAUCAUUGACUAUUGUUGAUCCUAAAACAUCCUAUCCUACAUCCUAAAACACAAUUAGACCUACCCUAUUUUCCCUUAACCCCUAUAAACAACUUCUAUCAUUUCUACACAAUAUUGAA
Messenger RNA from Papilio machaon (common yellow swallowtail), 1206 nucleotides. Its product is annotated as retinol dehydrogenase 11-like. NCBI's taxonomy places the organism in Eukaryota, Metazoa, Arthropoda, Insecta, Lepidoptera, Papilionidae. The transcript has a single exon. Bases 100 to 1074 code for a protein of 324 amino acids. The record is from RefSeq and is a predicted model, not a curated record.